Fusarium verticillioides 7600 is the source of this 876-nucleotide messenger RNA. RefSeq lists its product as hypothetical. NCBI's taxonomy places the organism in Eukaryota, Fungi, Ascomycota, Sordariomycetes, Hypocreales, Nectriaceae. The record is from RefSeq and is a predicted model, not a curated record. The transcript has a single exon. Bases 1 to 876 code for a protein of 291 amino acids.
AUGAGUUUGGCGCGCCUCAAGCAAUCAAACCGCCGGGCAGCCAUAACAACAGGCUUGAGUCUCGUUUCAAAGGGUCGCUGCCUUGCCGUUGUGGCGGCCUACACCCUCACCAAAACCUACAAGAGCCUGCUCGCCCAGCAGGUCAUGCCGCCUCGAGGGGUGAAGAAUGGCAACUUCGACAUCCGCACGGUUCAUGACGCUACGACCAUGUUUAUUGAACACGUCGUCCCACGGCUUGAGAACCCCAUCAGUGUAGGCGCCGCAUUUUGGGGAGCUCAAUUCACCCGCCAAUUCCCAGCUGUCGUGGUCAAAGUGGGCAGCGAUGUAGAGACCUACAAUCCCCCUCUGUCCUUCGUUACGGAAGAUGGUUCUCAGACUCUGCUUGUCGGUCUUGUCGUCCAUGCCAAAGCAUGGAACUCAAACAAGCUGUUGUACCGCGAAACUGCAGUGUCGAAACGCCCCAUUUUGCGUAUCGCCAAGUAUUGUAUGCUCGCCCGUACACGCUAUGGGUUCAUCAUGAGCACGGAUGAACUCGUAGUAGUCCGAAUCAGCGGCGAUGUGUUUGAUACGACAGCGCCUUUCCAUGUAGAAUGGCGGGCCAUUCCGUGGGUCGCACAGGGCCCCGAUGACCUAACCUUUUGCCUGUCGCUGUGGUUUCUAGUCAUGCUAGGUCUGGAUGACCUUCGCCUGUCGACGUACCCUUUCUACAACGAUCAGUUUCCUCCUCACAUACCACCCCGCCGAUCUCUGAACGUUUGGGUGCGUUGCCGUACCCCAAAAGGGUUCUUUUACCGACACCCUUCUUCUGGGCAACGGUGCGCUGAGCUUCCGGAAGGAGCUGAGUUUGAGGACUCCCCCAAUGAGACCUCCUCUUAG